AUGUGCUAUCAGCUUGUUGAACUCUACUCGGCUUGCCGCUGCCUCUACUACCAGCACGCCAUUGACCGCUGCGCGGCAUACGGAAGGCCAGGCCACAACAUUGAGCAGCGCACAAUCUACGUCGGUUAUGCCUGCAGCGCGCAUACCGGCCACAGCGCUCAGUACGCACAUGAAUCUACAUAUUCGGAUUCUGGCUACGGUAGC
Molecule: messenger RNA, 204 nt
Organism: Trichoderma atroviride IMI 206040
Lineage: Eukaryota; Fungi; Ascomycota; Sordariomycetes; Hypocreales; Hypocreaceae
Source: RefSeq, a predicted model, not a curated record